AUGUCUGAAAUACCAACCCCUCCACCUUCUCGUCCAGGAUCGCAAGCUCCCGAAGCUGUGUCGAAGAUCGACGAAGCACCCGCGGAGUUACGGCAAUCCCUAGAUCUUCUGCUGGAGAACUACUUGCUUCUGCUGGAUCGGCAGCAAGCACUGCAGUCAGGCUUAUCGAAGACUCUAGCAUCAGGGUUUCUCUCGCUCGCUCACGCAAACUACACAUGCCCGCCGGGGCGUCGAUAUGGGGCGGAUUAUUACGAUGAGCGGAUGAAGGCGACGCGGAAAAUAUCUAUUCACCGCAAGCCUGUUCACCCGGACGCUGACGCUUCACGAACGGAGGCAAAGCUCACUGGCAAUUCGAUUGUCAAAAACACCGACUAUACGUUCCAGAUCGAGGAGGCGAAGGGGCAGGAGGUUGAAGGAUCUGCUGAUAACUCAGACGCACCUGAGGAAGUCUCAAGCAAAACAACUGAGGCCCAGACCAACGCGGACAAGUCCUCCACAACGGAAAGCCCGAGUGUAUCACAAGGAUCGUCAGGCGAGGACUCGCCUGCAGACGGUCCUACAGAGAGUGCAGCGAACCCUAUUCGCAAAAAGGUUCGCUCCGACAACCCGCUUCACUGGUAUGGGAUUCUUGUGCCAUCCUCGCUUCGCUCCGCUCAGAGGUCGUUCAUGGAGGUCAUAGAGACUCGGGUACCCGAUUUGGCUGGAACGAUUGUGCAGAUGCGUGAUCUUGAGGUAAAGAUUUACGAAACCCGCGCGAAGCUCGGCAUCGAUACUGGGAGGGUCACGACGAAGGAGCAGUAG
This is a messenger RNA of Penicillium diatomitis, 801 nucleotides long. RefSeq lists its product as uncharacterized. Gene Ontology annotation, biological process: vacuolar proton-transporting V-type ATPase complex assembly. The transcript has 3 exons. The record is from RefSeq and is a predicted model, not a curated record. Gene Ontology annotation, cellular component: Vma12-Vma22 assembly complex; extrinsic component of endoplasmic reticulum membrane. The coding region runs from base 1 to 801 and encodes 266 amino acids. NCBI's taxonomy places the organism in Eukaryota, Fungi, Ascomycota, Eurotiomycetes, Eurotiales, Aspergillaceae.